This is a messenger RNA of Eimeria mitis, 702 nucleotides long. Its product is annotated as DNA topoisomerase, related. The transcript is spliced from 9 exons. The record is from RefSeq and is a predicted model, not a curated record. Lineage: Eukaryota; Apicomplexa; Conoidasida; Eucoccidiorida; Eimeriidae. Gene Ontology annotation, cellular component: nucleus. Gene Ontology annotation, biological process: DNA topological change. The coding region runs from base 1 to 702 and encodes 233 amino acids. Gene Ontology annotation, molecular function: DNA binding; DNA topoisomerase type I (single strand cut, ATP-independent) activity.
AUGACGAUGAGUGGAAGCUCGGAUGCCAUUGGCUUCGAGACCAAAAUAGAGAUGGACAUUGCAGGGGAGACGUUUUCCACAACGGGACUGGUCGUGUUGCAGAAGAACUACCUGGAGGUAUACCCCUACGACACGUGGGCAUCCCGCCGGCUGCCACGGUUUCUGUUGCAUGAACGGUUUAUCCCGAACGACGUGACGAUCCAAGCAGGCAGCACGCAGCCUCCUACUCUCCUUACGGAAGCCGACCUCAUCGACAAGAUGGAUAAGGAACGGAAUUAUGCUGUUAAGACGGAGUCUCAGCAAUUUAAGCCUACAGACCUCGGUGUCGCUUUGGUCAAGGGCUAUAAACUUGUCGGCCGUAUCUGCAACGCAGAUCUAUCGCGGCCUGAUUUGAGAGCCAGCAUGGAAAGGGACAUGACGCUGAUAGCUCGAGGAGCCGAGCGGAAGGAGGAUGUUAUCCAGAGGCAUGUGGGCACAGUGGCGGAAGUUUUUCGGCUGUUGCGUGUUCAUAUCGCGUUGCUAGAUGACCAGCUCCAGCGCAUUUUCCCACCAUUGGCUGCUUCAGAUGCCGAUUGCCGCCUGCUCCAGCGCAGCUUUUGCACUUGUGCGAAGUGUGGUAGCUCAAUGGACCUUAUGGACAGCGGGAGUGAAGCACAGAUUACUGGCUCGAGGUACGACUCGCGGGAAGCCCGCUCGCAGUGA